Molecule: messenger RNA, 870 nt
Organism: Oncorhynchus masou masou (cherry salmon)
Lineage: Eukaryota; Metazoa; Chordata; Actinopteri; Salmoniformes; Salmonidae
Product: adenosine receptor A2a-like
Exons: 1
Coding region: 1-870 (289 amino acids)
Biological process (GO): G protein-coupled receptor signaling pathway
Cellular component (GO): plasma membrane
Molecular function (GO): G protein-coupled receptor activity
Source: RefSeq, a predicted model, not a curated record
AUGAGUAACAACAGUGUGGGUCUGUCACCAGUGUUGCCCCUCAAUAGUUUUGGGAAUGUGCUGAUGUUUCUUUUCAGCAUAGUGUUGGCAGCCGCAAUUACUUUCCUCAACAUCUCUGUGUUUCUCUCAAUCAUGAUGAACAAGUCACUGCGCAGCGAGAACCGCUUUAUGUACAUGCUGAGUACCUCUUUCAGCGACAUCUGUUCUGGGGUAUCCUAUUACUAUGUGGGCGUCCUAGACGUGAGGGACAGCUAUGACUCCCCCAAAAGAACGUUUUACAUCGCUCCCACAUUCCUGGGGCUCUCGUACAUGGCUAUACUGGCAGCACAGUCCGAUAGGUAUCAUGCCGUGACAGCACCUUUUAAAUACUCCCAGAGAAUGACCCGCAACAGGACGCUGCUUGUCAUUCUAUUUUACUGGGUUUACGCUUUUGCCAUUGUAGCGGUGAACAAUCUAGUUUCAAUGGGGAUCGCAAAACAAGUCACGGGUAUUGGUACCUUUGUUGGGAACAUUUUCACUGUGAUAAUUAUGAUAGGCCUGAAUAUUAGACUGUUCUUUAUAGCUAAAUUCCAGUUGGAGAGAGAGCCGCCCUCUGUGGAGAGAGAGAACAAGCGCUCCUCGGUGUACCUAAUCAUAGUAGUAGCAGUGUUUUUCCUGGCGGCAUGGUUACCCAUUUUCAUCCACAUAAUUUGCUGUAAUUUUAUCGGAUCAACGUGUUAUUCUUUUAGAAACGAAGGAACCGAUCCCCUUAGAAUUCUUCCACGCUUAAAUGCUGUGUUAACCCCACUGUUGUACAUCAGAGGCUGUGCCUCACUCAGGGCAACGCUGUUCACCAAGGUUUGGAAACCUUGCUGUAGAAGGAGGUAUUAG